Molecule: messenger RNA, 219 nt
Organism: Protopolystoma xenopodis
Lineage: Eukaryota; Metazoa; Platyhelminthes; Monogenea; Polystomatidea; Polystomatidae
Source: the annotation of a GenBank genome assembly
AUGGCAGCACUCAUUGAUGAUGCCGACGACGAUGCCGGCGAAAUGUCUGAGAAUUUACCAAGUCCACUGUCUGAUGGUGGGAAUCAUUACAACUACUAUGGCAGACGACUUCAGAUUAGGUGCGUUCUACGAAGUCGUCCUGACAAAAAGACCAAGUUGCAACAACGAGGUCAACCCACUUCUAUAAAUCGAAAGGAGACAGAGGCCACGACAUCUUGA